Molecule: messenger RNA, 798 nt
Organism: Striga hermonthica
Lineage: Eukaryota; Viridiplantae; Streptophyta; Magnoliopsida; Lamiales; Orobanchaceae
Source: the annotation of a GenBank genome assembly
AUGAAAUCCAUUAGAGCUAUCCGAACUCUAAUGCCCAGGUUGCAGGCGGCGCUGGAUUCAGGCGUUGGGAGAACUUAUUACACAUCUCCUGCCGCGAAUUUCCAGUCGGCGAACUCCAAUGGAGCGGCUGGUGUUAUGGUUGAAUUUGGUGGGCUCGUGAAUGGAGCCAUCGCUCGUUCUGGGUCGGCCUCUGGAGCUUCUAUGGUCAAUACGGCGAAGAUUACAGUUCCCGGCUAUGCCAGGUCAUUUGCAUCGUCGAGUUCAGAGUUGAGGCGAAAAGGAUCUUCCGAGGCUCGAAAAGAUGUUUCGAAAAUUGAGGAUCCAUUUGAUGCUCCAACGUACAACAUACCUGAGAGGCCCGUGACAUUCACCGAGGGAGCUUCUUACAGUGUCGUCAUCUUAGCUGGUCUCGGGAUUGCAGCUGCUGCAGGAUAUGCUGUUCUCAGUGAACUUAUCUUCGAACCCAAAGAGUACAAAAUAUUUGGGAAGGCUCUUGAAAGAAUUCAAAACGACAGUCAGGUGAGAGUAAGAAUCGGAUCUCCUGUUACUGGCUAUGGCCAAGAAAGCAUGAAUCGCGCUGCUCGCCAACGAAUCCCGAAUCGCACGUGGACAGAUGAAGAUGGCAAUGAGCAUGUUGAGGUUAACUUCUAUGUUCGUGGUCCGCACGGAGCUGGAAAAGUCGGGGCCGAGAUGUUCAAGGACAAGGCUGACAAGAAAUGGAAGUUCACUUAUUUGAUUGUUGAUAUCACAGCACCUUCUCAUGUAAAACUGCUGCUUGAGUCCUAUGUCCCAGCCUGA